This is a messenger RNA of Clarias gariepinus (North African catfish), 6885 nucleotides long. It is a transcript of the gene dyrk4, whose product is annotated as dual-specificity tyrosine-(Y)-phosphorylation regulated kinase 4. The record is from RefSeq and is a predicted model, not a curated record. Gene Ontology annotation, molecular function: protein serine/threonine/tyrosine kinase activity; ATP binding; protein serine/threonine kinase activity. The coding region runs from base 258 to 2162 and encodes 634 amino acids. Gene Ontology annotation, biological process: peptidyl-serine phosphorylation; peptidyl-threonine phosphorylation. The transcript has 14 exons. Lineage: Eukaryota; Metazoa; Chordata; Actinopteri; Siluriformes; Clariidae. Gene Ontology annotation, cellular component: nucleus.
UCGAGACAGGUGGCACAUGUCUGAAACGCGAUUACGCGCGUGCGUUUUGCCUCAUCUCGCGCUGGAGGAACCCUCCUUGCCUUUAUUCUGCUGAACGCUGGAGGCUGGAAGUUUUCCCCCCGUUGCUCUGUUCGUGACAACACCAGGAUGCCGAUUCUCCAACGCUUUUAACGGCUUUUACACUAAUCGACAUUUUCUUUUCUCCUGAUAUACCUUGAUUUAAAGAUCCACGUUGUAAAGGGAAAAAAAUAUAUAACAUGUUUCCUGAAAUCAACAGCAAGACGGGUAGAACAGAGGCGUUCCCUCACCCUCAGAGAUCGCAGGCCGAGAGUACGCGCCUGGGGUCCAACCGCAACUUUUCCCAGAAGUGCGGGAGAGGGACUGGCACUUUACCUCAACUCGACCCACCAGUUAAACAGGUGGUGGUGACCAAUGGCAAACUCCUCCAACAAUCUGAUGGCACCUUACCCAACAUCGUCAAACAGCUGGUGCAAAACGUCCAGCAGAGUCAGGAGGAGCGGGAGAGGCCACGGCCGCAGUUCCCACCACGUUUUGGCUCCUCUGUGGACAACAUCUCAGAGUCUCUGACCAGGAGCAUUAUUAACAAGUUUGAGAAGAUCAGGACUUAUGAGGGACAGCGGCUACCCAUGUCACCAACAGCUGCACUUAAGCACUUCCAGAGCCAGCUCACAGAGUAUGAGCAGGAGGAGAUUAUGGACUACACCGAGAUUUGGUAUCUGGGCUUGGACACCAAAAAGAUCCAGGGUUGCCAGGGAUCUGCACAAAAUUCAGGCUAUGAUGAUGAGCAUGGCAGCUACCUAAAGGUCAUCCAUGACCAUAUCGCCUACCGCUACGAAGUCCUGGAAGUGAUUGGCAAGGGAUCUUUUGGACAGGUCCUCAAAUGUUUGGAUCAUAAGACAAAUGAGAUGGUGGCCAUUAAGAUAAUUCGCAACAAGAAAAGAUUCCACCAACAGGCACUGGUCGAGCUCAAGAUCCUGGACGCACUGCGGCGGAGAGACCGAGACAACUGGCACAACGUCAUUCAUAUGAAAGAGUAUUUUUAUUUCCGCAACCACCUCUGCAUCUCCUUCGAGCUCCUCGGAGCAAACCUGUAUGAGCUGAUCAAGAAGAACAACUUCCAGGGCUUCAGUCUGGCUCUGAUCCGGCGCUAUGCAUACUCUUUGCUCAAGUGCCUGCAGAUGCUGCACAGAGAAAAGAUCAUUCACUGUGACCUCAAACCGGAAAACAUUUUGCUGUCCCAGAGAGGACAGGGAAAUAUCAAGGUGGUUGACUUCGGAUCAAGUUGUUACGAGCAUCAGAGAGUGUACACGUACAUCCAGAGCCGUUUUUACCGCUCUCCAGAAGUGAUCCUGGGCCACCCGUACAGCAUGGCUAUAGACAUGUGGAGCCUGGGCUGUAUCCUGGCCGAGCUUUACACGGGAUACCCACUUUUCCCCGGGGAGAGCGAGGUCGAGCAGAUUGCCUGCAUAAUGGAGGUGAUGGGUUUGCCUCCAAACGACUUUGUUCAGACUGCAUCCAGAAGGAGGUUGUUUUUCGAUUCGAAAGGAAAUCCACGAAAUGUCACAAACAGCAAGGGGAAAAAACGUAGACCCAACUCCAAGGAUCUUGCCAGCGUACUGAAGACCAACGAUCCUCUGUUUUUAGACUUUAUUAGGCGCUGCCUUGUGUGGGACCCCAUUAAGCGCAUGACUCCGGAUGAAGGAAUGCAGCAUGAGUGGAUCCACGAGGGCCGCCUUAAUAGGCUCCGCCCUAAAACACGACCAAUUAGGAAGACUGGAGAGAGUGACGUCAACUAUGAGUACAUCAACCGCAGGACAAUGUCAAACAGAACGGAAAAGUCAGGCUUAGAGGACAGACUGAGGAGAGAAAACUCUGCCAAGGCGGGUCAAAGAGAGACAGAAGAACGUCUGCGACCGAUAGGGGCGUCUGCGGAGAAGGAAACCAGUGAAGGCAUGGACGACACAGCAGACAGCAAAGACAGUCAAGAUAACAAACCAGACAGCUUUACACAGGGAAGCUCUGGGAGGAAAUCAGAGAGCAGUCAGCGCUCCGUCGAAAUCGUCAUCCAACAUCAGUCUCAGUCAGCAGCAAGCACAGACUCAGAGGAUCAGGAGCCUCACACUCUACCACCUAUCCUUUAACUUUCUUAAUUUCGGAUCAUUCAGAAGUUUCUUCAAGAAUACAGUAGCAUGGGCAGUGACAAGGAGUCCGCAGGUGUGUUUAGAGAUUAAAGACCUAGAUAACUAACAGACUGCACAGUUCCAAAUUAAAUUAUUUUUUUUCUGAAAUUAGAAACAUUAGACACUAAGAUGUCUUUUUUUAAGAUGUACAACAAACCAAAAAGGACUUUUAUUUUUGGGAGUUUUCCGAGCUUAAGGUUAGGUAGACUAAUAUAAGGAUUAAAAUGUAUUAAAAUAAAUGAAAAUAUUAAAAUAUUAAUCUUUGUAUUUAAUGUUUAAAAGGAACAGCAACCACAGGUUACAGAUUUGAAAGCUAGCAAGUCAUUGCUAGCUAGUGAUUAGCUAGCUAAAUUUCCAGGGAGGAUAUUUGGAAUAAACUUUAAACAAUGUAAUCAAUGCAAAUUAAAUGGUGUAAUCAGCUGUAAAAAAAAAAAAAAAAUGUUUGUAAAAUGUAAAAGAUGUAAAGAUAAUAAGAAAGUGCCCCCCCCCCACUUUAAUGUUAUUUGAGGAAAUUGGUGAGCUUCAUAGCUUUUUGUACACUUUGUAUACACUUAAACACAACAGUUUUUUUAAUUUAUUAUUAUUAUUAUUAAUAUUAAUAUUAUAUAUAUAAUGAUUGACCUCAUUUGCUUAACUUGGUCAAGUUGUAUAAUCUGGAAGGCUUAUUCAGGUAGCCAAUGUUUAGCUAACUUCAAUAAGGAAUGCUAAGACAAAACACGCAAAAAUGACCAUCUCUAGCUCCCAUCUCUCUCUCAAGUGUUAAGCCAGUGAAAUUAAAUAAGGUUUUGCUGCAGGAAUACCUGCCAUGUAGUUGAAAGGUUGGGGGAAAUAGGGAAUACAUUUUGUCUGUUUCUUGAGGAGAAACAGAAGAACAAUAUGGCAAAUGUGUUCGGUUAUCUAGGUCUUUAAUAUGCAUACACUAUACUGUACAGUUUACCUCGGCAUGCAAAUUUAAUUAGUUUCAUAGGCGAGUUCUUAAGGCGAAAUUUCGUACUGCAAAACGCAUUUUUCCAUAAAUAAUAUAAGUGCAGAUAAACCGUUAGGGCCAACCAAAAUAUUAUCAAUAUUACCAAUUUCUAACACUAUAACCACAUUGGUGAAUAUUAAAACUAACAAUCAAAAAAUUACAAAAAAAGACAUGUAAAUAAAAGUCAUAUAUGAAUACUCAUUAAACCUCACUUAACCUAAAUUAAUGAUUUCUCUUAUUACCGGCCACUUUAAAAAAGAAACUGAAAGUAGCUCUCUUUUCUUCUUGCUACCGUCCUUGCUAGCAUUCUUGGGACCCAUGGUGCUAUGUCUUUAUUAAAUCUUGCAAAAAAAAAACACAAAAGUUUUGAACAGCUCCCAGACGCGCACGCAACUUAGCCGUUGUUCGAUUCGGUUCAGUUAGUUCACUCGUAUUCCAAAAAUGCUUUGUACGCCGAGAUAAACUCAUGCAAAAUUCCUGUUUUUAAGGUGAAUAUUUGUGAGGCAGGGCAUUCGUAUGCCGAGGUACCACUGUAUAUGAUUCUGAAUGAGUCGAACAAAACCUGUGUUGUUCCUAUGAGGUACAAAAACCUUUCUGGAAAAGGAUAAUGAAAAUUAGAAACAAUAAAACCUGCAUCACUGACAUCUUGGAAGGUCAAACAGCGUAAGACUUUAGGACCGUUUUCUUAACAUCUAUUGCUUUGGAGCGUUGAUAACCUUAUAGUUUGAUAAGUGAUGUAAAACCAUGACAUUUGUACAGGUUAGAACUACAAAAGAAAAUAAACCAGAUUUCUAGCUUUAACACAAUAUAUCAGCAUUAAAUCAUAGUCAGUUAAUCCUGCAAAUUCCACUUGGAAAAACAAACACACCCUUCUGUAUCACACUGCAUUUGAACUGUACAUACUUGAUAUUUACGCAUCCAAUUUUUUUUUUUUUUUUUUUUUACGAAAAUGUUGUUUAUACAACUUUUACUGGAGUUUAAGCUGAAUACCAAAGGAACUAUACUGUAUAAUAUUGUCUGCAUGCUUUAAAACUGUUUAUAUUCUGUUUCAUAUUUACCUCUACUUUUUGUUCUUUUUUUUGGGGUGGUUAUACUAGGGUUUUAGGAAAAGUAGUGCAAUGAGACUGAGCCAAACAGAUCAUUUAGAGUUAUUGAGUUUUUGAGAUUUAUUAACAAUGGUGAUUAGUUGUUUAUUAUUUUUUCUGUAUAUGAAUGAUUUGAUAAAUGCUCUUGAGACAUGAUAAUCAGGGGUGGACAUAACCUAGCCCGAAACGCCAUGGACGUGCAGAUUGUGCGUUUAAAAAAAAUAUAUAAUUGUUUAGGGUCAUUCCGUAAUUAGGAUUGGAAAAAAAAUCCAAGCAGACUUGCUUCAUUUUCUACAGGGUGUUUUAGCUUACAAGAGUUGAGUUUUUAACAUGGAAUGAGCAAACAUACACAAUGUAAAUAAUCAUUGAAUCUAUAACAAGUUACUUAUUUAUAUGUAAUUAUAUAAUAUAAAUUGUAGUACUGAAGCUAUAUUUUGAAUAACAUAGAUUUAAAGUAGGUUUUAAAGUGAGUCAGUAUCACAAAUCAAUAUCAAUAUGGGAGAACUUGCUCGUCCAGAUAUUUUAAAGUACUGAGUAUGUUCUGGUAACAGGCUUGAAUGAAAAAGUAAAAUCUAAGUUUUUUAUUAUCUGUAAUAGAUGACUUGUAUUUAAAUGGGUAAAUUUUGAAGUAAAGACUGGGGAAAUUCUGUUUUUUUUAUAGAUUUCAUGGAUUUUAUAAUUGGGUUACAUAAUUUUUUUCUGAAACAUACAUAGAGAUAUGAAAAUAUAUAUUAAACAUACUGUACCAAUGUUUACAAAUUUUUCAUUUAUUUACUUUAAACUUAACCUUUAUCGUUACAUUAUAUUAUAUACAAAGAAAGGAUGUUCAAGUCAAAUUGGGACUUUCGAUUGUGCAGAAUAUCAGAACACAGUUAUGAGAGUAAAAACUACCUUUAUUUCUAUCCUCACCUUCGAGACACUAAUGCACUUAUCCCAGUGUUUAAUGACCCAAACAUGUGGAAAUUGCUUUAGAAACGGGCCGGACUGUCAUACUGUACAUGGAUUUACGGCCUGCUUUAAAGCAUUUGCACUAUUCAAAUGUUUUACUGCACCUAAGCGUCUCAUCCCUGUACUGUGUUCAUGAAAAGGUUUAUGCCUUUAUUCACAAGAAAUUUCAUCACAAGUCCUGGUUUGACUUGAAUGCCCCUCUAAUUUGUAACAGGAAUAUGAAUAGCACAGGAAUGACACCCAGCUUGUGGACUUACCCACUUGUGGACUUACCCAAUUGUGAUCUAACUCUUAUUUACAGAAGUGGGUGGCUUAGUGGUUAAGAAACUGGACUGUAGGGUAAAAGUUUGUGAAUUCAAAUGCCAGGAUUGCCAAACUGCUGCUGUUGGGAGUAAGGGAUUAGCAGCUUACUCUGAGCACUUUGAACGCAUGUGUUUCUUUAAAUGUAAUGUUUUCAUUGCUUCAUAUUUCAACGUGGAGAAACACCACACUAGUGUGCGCUACUCGCCAUUUUCUGCACUACAAAUUAAUCAAGGAUCUCCGAAAUAACCAAAUCUCUGGAAAUUAUGUUGUCUAGUUAAAUUAGUUGUCUACACUAUAUAGCCAAACAUUUAUUGAUUCUGAUCAGGUCGGAGAAAAACAAAUAUGUUCCAACAGAAACAUUUUUAAGAGAGGAUAAGGAAAUAUAAAUAUAUAGAAUCUUCAUUUUCCUGAGAAUUUGCACAUCCCUUAAUUUCUCUUAACAAACUACAGUAGCUUGUGAUACAUUUAUGUAAUUUUUAACUGUUUUAAUAGGAACUGUUAACGGAAAUAUUCAAGCUAACCUAAACUGAAAACUGAAAAAACAGGUUUGGUUCUAUCAAUCCUUGUUCUAAGAACCUUUUUCAAGUUUGGUUCCCAUAAUGUUCGUUUUGGUUAGUUAAAGUUUUAAGAAAGUUGAAAGAACUUUACCUAUAUAACAUUGCAGCAGAACCUUCUAAAAACCUUCACGAAACCAGCCUGGCUACAGUUUCUGGCUAAUGAUGUGUCCAUCCCUGACUGAUGAUGAUGAUGAUGAUGAUGAUGAUGGUAUUACGGUGUUGUAAUAAAUUAAAUUCUAUUCACUAUAAAGCAAUGAGGAUGUAAUAUAGCUUAUCACUGCAGUAUUUUAGUAAUAAUAUAUCAGUAUAUACAGUAGAUUGUAUUUUUUCCUAUAUAUACAGUACACAAUACUUCUAUAUCUUUUUUUUCUCUUUUUGCCAUGCACUAGAUGUGUAUGCCAUCAGUUGAUCUACAAUUAGACAAGGUUUUACUUGUUUAUGUCCCGUUCAAGUAUUAUGAAACAAAGAAAGGAUUUUACAGCGUUUUAUUUAUGUUCUUUUUCUUAAUGUUAAUACUUGUGUUAGUAAUGGUAAAUCAGGACAACCUCUAAAUGUGCUUGUUUGUAUAUCACAUUUGCUUUACUAAAGUCAAACACUGCCAUUAGUGACUGUGUGUUUUGCAUUUUGUAUUUAAAUUGGAAUGGUGCAAUGGUUCACAACUGCAAAUAUUAUUCUAAGAUGAUAUCUCUCCUUCAGAUGUGUACACAUUACAUUUACCUUCUUAGCCAUGCUCUUUGCUUUGCAAUACGACCUGGUGUCAUUUGUGAAAUAUAGUUGUAUUAUUUUUAUGAGGUGAAUAAACAUUUUAUAGAGAUUAAUUUUUA